AUUCUUGCCUGCGAUAUCCCAUGGACAGAGGAUCCUGGCAGGCCACAGUCCAUGGGGUUGGCAAAGCCUCCCACACGACUGAAUAUGCAUGCACACGCAGACGUGGGUUCCCAGGGUGAGAGGUCUGGGUUUCAGAGUGGCUCAGAACUUGGGGCUCUUGAGAGGGCAGGGUCAUAUCUGGAAACCCCUUAGUUGGGUGGGGUGAGCUUGAGAGUCAGCCACUGGUAUACUAGGGAGGAAGGAGUUAAGUGGAGGUAGGGUCACCUGAGCUAGGCAUCAAAUUACCUGGGUCCAGGUUCCACCUGGAAGGAGGUGGAGCUGAACCUGCCCCUGGGCUUUUGGCUGCCUCAGGCCUGGGCUCCCAAAUAUGGCCCGGCCCCCACCUCUGGGCCCUAGAUCCCCUUCAGAGCCCUUCAGUCACCCCCCUGGAGCCCCUAGGGAACUGGACACUACUGGAGAAACAAUCUGCAUUGCAUCUGGAGAGGAGAGCAUCAGGUCAGAACAGGCCCAGAAGCUGGGGCAGGACUCCUUGGACCCUCCAGAGCACUUCCGGGGUGGGCCGAGGGGCCUGGAGCCUGUUGCUGGCCUCCCCAGGUUGCCAGCACGCUCUUCUCUUGAGGAGUCAGCUGGAGCCAAAAACCUAGAGCACCCCAUCUCUGGCCGGGGGGUAUUGGAGGCUGAGCAGGACAGUCUGCAUCUUUGUCUUCUGGGGCUGGGCCUCUGGCUGCAGGACUUGGAGCGAAGCCUGGGGCCCUGCAUGUCAGCCCAGAGCAGGAUGGUCCAGCUGCAGGCACUACAGGCAGACCUACGUGGGGCAGCUGAGCGUUUAGAUGCACUGCUGGCAUUUGGUGAGGGGCUGGCGCAGCGCAGUGAGCCUCAGGCCCGGGCAGCCCUGGAGCAAGUCCUGAGCGCCUUCAGAGCCCACCAAGACAGCAUCUUCUGGCAGCUGUGGCGGCUGCAGGCCCAGCUGGUCAGCACCAGCCUGGUGUUGGAGGAGGCCAGCACACUGGAACAGGACUUGGAGUUUGAGGGGGACUUAGAUGGGCCGGGCCCUGGUGGGGUCUGGGGGCCCUGGGCACCCAGUAGCCUCCCUACGCCAGCAGAGUUGGAAUGGGACCCGGCGGGGGACAUUGGGGACCUUGAGCCUUUAGGGCGAAGGACAGCCCGGACACCAGAGGCUCCAUGUGAGCUGUGUGGCCACAGGGGCCCCCAGAGCAGAGGACAAAGCCUGGAGGACAUGCUCAUGUCGGGCCUCAGCCACCGGAAACACAUAGCAAGUCACCGAAGACAACCCCUGCUCUGGAAGUCUCGAGACAGGAUGAGGCAAGCAUCUCCCAGUCUCCAAGAUGUGAUGCUGGAGGCAGACCCUGGAGUGCCCACUCCUGCAUCCAGGCGACCUCUGACCUUCUUCCAUCUCCUCAUCCUCCUCUUCCUUUUCCUGGUGGGUAUCACAUUGUUCCUGCCCACGUCAGGGGGCUCCUGCUGCUCUCCUGCCCAACUGAUCAGGACACCUUACCUGGAGCUCAGCUAUGUCAAUGGUCCCCCUCCAAUGUGAGAAUGCAGUCUAGUCAUAUGUAAUAAAUAGUCACUGUUAAA
Molecule: messenger RNA, 1596 nt
Organism: Bubalus bubalis (water buffalo)
Lineage: Eukaryota; Metazoa; Chordata; Mammalia; Artiodactyla; Bovidae
Gene: SYNE4
Product: spectrin repeat containing nuclear envelope family member 4
Exons: 9
Coding region: 368-1555 (395 amino acids)
Biological process (GO): establishment of epithelial cell apical/basal polarity
Cellular component (GO): nuclear outer membrane; nuclear envelope; meiotic nuclear membrane microtubule tethering complex
Source: RefSeq, a predicted model, not a curated record